AUGACACACAUCUCGGCGCUCUCAGAUGAUAUCUUAGAUGUUAUCCUGAAUCACCUUAUAAAAACGGAAAUACCUUCUAUUCCCCCGUCUACUGAACCCGAGCGUGAAGAAUGGAAUCAAACAAUUGUGACCAACAUGCGAAAAGUAGCUAGCUUGAGAUUCGUAUGUCGACAAUGGGCUAAGUGGCUAUACGAACGUCACCUCUACCACAUGCUAUGGUUCCACAAUUCCGCUCAGUCGGAUGCAUUCAUCAGCCAACUCGAUGAACGACCGAACCCGGUCCUACCCAGGUGCUGUUAUCUAAAGGUCUCCGAACUCUGGACUUGGGGACCUCUGCCUCGCUUGUACACAGAUAUGAAGACGGAGUUUAGGAAUCUAGAUGCUUUGCUUGACCGAUUCUCCGAGACGAUCUGCGCACUUGACAUCGAAGUUGUAAAUUUCUUCACGCUUCCAAUUGCUACGAUCGAACGCAUACGAGACAUUCCAAAUUUGCAGUCUCUGAAACUUGGCAUAAACUUCACCAAAGGAACAAAAUUGAGAGGCGUGGCCGUCGACAGGGCUCAACUUCCCAGGGGUCUCCCACUCGAUUCCGAAUGUCUCAGUUCUUUGCUCAGAGCCACUCAUCCGCGGGUCGUGUUCGUGGACUUUACCGAUUUCCGCCCAGUUUGUUCACCGAUGACGCUGGGCUCUAGCCUGGGCGACCAUCAUUUGUCGGGAAUUACAACUUUGAAGCUUGACGUGAAAGUGGAGGGGAACCUUAACCAAAAUGGUAUUGUGAGUUUGGCGGCGAGGCUACCGAAUCUCAAGACGCUUUCAAUCGGCGGUGCCGGUUAUGACGGCCAACUCCUCCGUCCACUUUUUGAAUGUCUCAGAGAGCAGCUGGAAGAACUCAUCAUAAACGACGUAAGGAUCAUAGAACCCAUCGUCACCUGGAACUUUCCAAAAUUACGACUUUUCCGGCUUCACGAUUGGGACAGGAAUUUCCGGGACUUCUUGAAGAACAACAUGUUUUCGUCCGCUGCGCUACGAGUUCUCUCGUUCAACUCUUUUCCGUUUCACAAAAAGAGGCCAGCUUUCCUCGAGAUCCCUUGGGAAAAGCUCCAUAUACAGCAACUCGAAUUCCACUUCACUUCGCACUUCCCACCACCGAGACAAUACUACGAAGAGGCCUGCAGGGAUCGGCGUGUGGAAUGUGUUUGUACCUACCAUGGCGAUAUAAAUUUGAGAGAAGAUGACCGCCUGAAUUCCGAUCUUUCCUCCGCUUUCCAAACAGGACUUAGAUUUUGA
Molecule: messenger RNA, 1287 nt
Organism: Puccinia triticina
Lineage: Eukaryota; Fungi; Basidiomycota; Pucciniomycetes; Pucciniales; Pucciniaceae
Exons: 2
Coding region: 1-1287 (428 amino acids)
Source: RefSeq, a predicted model, not a curated record